Syngnathoides biaculeatus (alligator pipefish) is the source of this 11542-nucleotide messenger RNA. It is a transcript of the gene vps13c, whose product is annotated as vacuolar protein sorting 13 homolog C. The coding region runs from base 111 to 11399 and encodes 3762 amino acids. The transcript is spliced from 85 exons. Gene Ontology annotation, cellular component: extrinsic component of membrane. The record is from RefSeq and is a predicted model, not a curated record. Gene Ontology annotation, biological process: protein targeting to vacuole; protein retention in Golgi apparatus; mitochondrion organization. Lineage: Eukaryota; Metazoa; Chordata; Actinopteri; Syngnathiformes; Syngnathidae.
CAGGCGUGACUAACAGAACGCAAAGUCGUCGUUCGGGCGACUCUCAGCUGACAGCUGGCGCGCAUCUCACGCGGAAGUCGAGCGAAAAGUGAGGCUGGUCUCGGUCCGUCAUGGUUUUCGAGGCUUUGGUCAGCGACCUGCUCAACAGGUUCAUCGGAGACUACGUGGAGAACUUGGACAAGUCCCAGCUCAAGAUCGGGAUCUGGGGAGGAAAUGUUGUCCUGGAGAACCUGAGAGUGAAGGAAAAUGCCCUGAGUGAAUUUGACAUCCCGUUCAAGAUUAAGGCUGGACAGAUCGGUACGCUGACGUUGAAGAUCCCAUGGAAGAAGUUGUACAGCGACGCGGUGGUGGCCACGCUGGACGGGCUCUACCUGUUGCUUGUUCCCGGAGCCAGCGUCGCGUACGACGGGGCCAAAGAGGAGCGCUACCAGCAGGAGGCCAAACAACGGGAGCUGCAACGCAUCGAGGACGCCCUGCGCACGGCGGCGAGACGAGCAUCACAAAGCGGCGAGCUGCUCUUCAGUCUGGAAACUUUUGUUUAUCAGGAAACGCUCAACGUGCCGAAAGGAUUAAAAAAACACAAAAAGCGCCAAAAAGCUGCGAGGAAGUUGAAACGCGAUCACGAGGGCAAGUCAGAGAAACCUCCGGAGGAGAAGAAGGACUCGUUCCUGGAGAAGGUGGCCACGCAGGUCAUCAAGAACCUGCAGGUCAAGAUCGGCAGCAUUCACCUGCGAUACGAGGACGACGUGUCGGACCCGCAACGGCCGCUGUCCAUCGGCGUCACCCUUUCGGAACUCAGCCUGCAGACCACAGAUGAGAACUGGAAGUUAUGCAUCCUCAACGAAGCGGCAAAGAUCAUCUACAAGCUUGGCCGUCUGGACUGUCUGUGUGCUUACUGGAACGUCAACAGUCAGAUCUUCUACCGAGGAUCGUGGCAAGACAUUGUGGAUCAGCUCAAGUGUGGAAUCGGCAGCAAGGACCAGGAGCUGCCUCAAUACCACUACAUUUUCAAGCCCAUCUUUGCUUCAGCCAAAAUCCGCAUCAACCCCAACGCCGAGCAGGAACUGGACUCUCCGAAAGCCCAACUGCUUCUGGAGGUCCAGAACAUCGAUGUCCAGAUCACGAAACCUCAGUACGUGACCAUGGUGGAGAUGCUGGAGGCCAUAGACCGCAUGGUAAAGAACGGCCCCUACAGGAAGUUCCGGCCGGACGCGCCGGUCCACGCCGACGCCCGUGUCUGGUGGCGUUACGCCAUCAGCAGCAUCCUGGAGGUCCACGUCCGCCGCUCCAGCCGCAUGUGGUCCUGGUCCAACAUAAGACGGCACCGCCGGGACCUCAGGACCUACAAGACGGCCUACAAGAGCAAACUCCUGAGCCAGAGCAAGUUGAGCCCGGCCGCGGAGUGCAACCUUCAGGACCUGGAGAAAGUUCUGGACGUGUUCAGUAUCACCUUGGCUCGGCAGCAGGCCCACGUGGAGGUGGUGCGCUCGGGCCAGAAGCUGGCCGCCAAGAAGGCUUCGGCGGGCCAGAAGCAAGGAGGCGGCGGAUUCUUUCGCGGCUUCUUCGGCCGCAGGUCCAAGACGGAGGAGGAGCCGCGGGAGAGCGAGGAGGCCGAGGCCGAGGGCUCGGCUUUGGACGGCAUCAUGACGCCGGCGGAGAAGGAGAAGCUCUACGCCGCCAUCGGGUACAGCGGAAGCUCUCAUAACCUCACCUUGCCCAAAGAGUACGUCGCCGUGGUGGUCACCUUCCAACUCUUCAGGACUUCGGUGACGGUCCGAGAUCAGCCCCACGUGCCCGAGAUCCUCCGGGUCCAAAUGAUCCACCUCAGCACCCAAAUCUCACAGAGACCGGGAGCCCAGGCCCUCAGGGCGGAGGCGUCCCUGCGGCAGUGGAGCGUGACGGGCUUGGAGCAGCACGGCGCCGUUCCCGCUCUCAUCUCGGCCUCGGCGGGCGACCCGGCCUCGGCGUCUCUGCUGCGCGUGGCCUUUGAGCUGACUCCCGACGACAGCCGGGCCAAUUACGUGGUCAGGGUCCACUCGCAGCCCGUGCAGCUCAUCUAUGACGCCAUGACUGUCAACGGCCUGGCAGAGUUCUUCAAGACGGGCGAGGGCGUGGACCUGGAAGUCCUGACGUCGGCGACUCUUUCCAAACUGGAGGAGAUCAAAGAGAAGACGGCAGCAGGUUUGUCUCACGUCAUCGAGACCCGCAAGGUUCUGGACUUGAGGAUCGACCUGCGUCCGUCCUACCUUCUGCUGCCCAAGUCCGGCUUCUACUCGGACGCCUCGGAAGUGGUCGUCGUCGACUUUGGAAACCUGCGGUUCAACAGCGUCGACGAGAAGGGGCCUCCGCCGUCGUCGUCGUCGUCGUCUUUCUCCUCUCUGGAGGAGAUCAUGGACCGAGCGUACGAGCGAUACUGCGUGGAACUCAGACAAGUUCAAGUACUUUACAGCAAGUCAGGGGACGAGUGGAAGUCGGCCCGCGCGCAGAACUCGUCGCGGCUGCACAUCCUGCGGCCGCUGCACUUGACCUUGCACUUGUCCAAGUGUAUGGUGGACAAAGACGCCAGGAUGCCCAGGUUGAAGGUUUCGGGCGAGCUGCCUCUUCUGCACGUCAAGAUGUCUGAUGAGAAGAUCCAGAAGGUUCUGGAGCUGAUCCACAGCAUCCCGCUGCCUCAAGCGGGCUCCGCGCCCUCGACGCCCGGAGACGAGGUGCCGACUUUGGCCGGGUCGCCGCCGCGAGCCCUCGGCCUUCGUCCCGCGCUCCUCGGCGUGGCUGAGCCAGAUUCGGACGCCAGCCGGACGUCGCCGGAGGACGAGAACGGGCGCCGGGCCCCGGAGGAGCUGACCGAUCUUCAGUUCGCGUUUGAAGUUCAAGAGGCGCUGCUGGAGCUGACGCGGCGAGCGAGCCGGGAGAAAACCGUGCUGGCGCUUCGCGUCCGUCAGCUGGGAGCCCAGGGGAAGGUCAGGACCUUCGACGUCAGCGUCACGUCGUACCUACGCAGCGUCACGCUGGACUACUGCCGCGUGGACGACGGGGGCCCCCUUCACCUGAUCAGAUGCUCCGAGCAGCAGAGCGCCGACCUUCUCAAGGUUGACUUCGUCAAGGCGGACCUCGGCGGGCCCAACUUCCGGACGCUCUUCGACAACACCCAGCAAACUCUCAAGGUGGAGUUUUCCUCCUUGGACGUUCUCGUCGACGCUGAAGCCUUGCUGUCCACCGUGGACUUCUUGUCCGGCGCCGUACCGCCGCAACUUCUUUCGGACCGCGACGCGUCUGCGGACGUCAGGAAGCGGCUGGACGCAGACCGGGGCAGGACAGGUGAGCCUGCGGUCCAGAUCGCGUCCAAAAGUGCAAAAGACGCCGACGUGUUCAGCUUCAAGUUUUUGGCGGCGCUGGGAUGUUUCCACGUGGAGCUUUGCGACGGCCCGAGCAGCGUCGCCGACAUCCGAGUCCAAGGCAUGGACGCGUCGGUGCUGGUGCAAGCUAAGCAAACGGAGGUGUUCGCUCGCCUCCGAGACAUCGUUGUGACCGACGUCAACCCUCGGUGCAUUCACAAAAAGGCGGUGUCCAUCAUGGGCGAGGAGGUGUUCAGCUUCAAGCUUUGUUUGUUUCCGGGGGCCACCGAGGGGGACGACUACGGAGACACGGCCAAGGUGGACGGCAAGGUCACCCUGCGCCUGGGCUGCAUCAAGAUGGUCUACCUGCACAAGUUCCUCACGUCGCUGCUGAUGUUUGCGGGCAACUUCCAAACGGCCAAAAAAGCCGUGAGCGCGGCCACGGCCCAGGCGGCGUCUGGUGUGCGCCACUUGGCCCACAAGAGUUUCCGCCUGUCCACCGACAUCAAGCUGAAGGCCCCCCUCAUCGUGGUGCCGCAAUCCUCCACCUCCUACAACGCCGUUCUGGUGGACCUCGGCCUUAUCACGGUGUCCAACAGCUUCUCCCUCGUGGCCGCCGAAGGAUUCUCACUACCCGCCGUGGUGGACAAGAUGGACAUCAGGCUCACUCAGCUGAAACUCUCCAGAACCACCCUGAGGAGUGACUCAUCUUCCAGCCCGGACAUUGAGAUCUUGGAGCCCAUAAACAUAGAACUUGUGGUCACCAGAAACAUGGCCUCAUCCUGGUUCACCAAGAUCCCAGGGACGCACGUGCAAGGGGUUCUGCGCUCCCUGAAGGUGAGCGUGGGCGAGGAGGACGUUGGUGUGCUGAUGAAGGUUCUGCUGGAGAACAUCGGGGAGGCAAGUCAAGAACACUCCAACGCCAAGGAUGGCAACAGGGCUGAAGAGAAAGUCGAGCUUGGCGAGCGGCAGUCGGCGGCGCCGUCACCGCGAGGUGGUGGUGGCGGCGGCGUGGCGGAGUCUGUCGCCAACGGUGGUCCUGGUGACAACGCCGUCAACGUCCUCAUCAAUUUUGAAAUCAGAGAAGUUCUGCUCAGCCUGAAGAAGACGAGGAAGGCGGACAGCGAGGUCGAUGCGGAACGUCCUUUCCUGGUGUUCCAAGUGGCUCACUUGGGCGUGGACACCAAAGUGAGGACGUACGACACUUGCGCCACCACGUACAUCAAGAAGAUGACGCUCACCUGUCUGGAGUUCAAAGACUCCAGUGGGGAUCCUUUGUGCCUGGUCAGCUCGUCUGCAGAGUCUGGAGCCGAGCUGCUGAAAGUCCAGUACUUCAAGGCUGACCGCCGCGGUCCAAACUUCUCCAGCGUGUACAAGAACACAGAACAGAUGAUCAACGUGACCUUCACAUCCCUCGACCUCAUGCUGCACGCCCAGGCUCUCCUGUCCGCUGUCAACUUCCUGUCGGGGACUCUGUCUUCAGGCGGCGGCGCGGUGUCUCCGGAGAGGACGGUCCGCCUCAAGGCUGAAGACGGCAAAAUGGCUGCCACGAAGUCCAACGCAUCUGCGACUCCCGAGUUUGGGAACGUCAUCGAUUUGAAGGUGAUGGUGGCUCUGGGGGCCUUCAACGUGCUGGUGUGUGACCAGAGCAGUAACAUAGCGGACAUCAAAAUUCAAGGUCUCCGCGGAUCCAUGUUGGUGCAAGGACCUCAAACUCACUUGUCGGCGCACCUGAAGGACUUUGUCGUCCUCAACGUGGAUCCUUCCAGUAUCCACAAGAAGGCCAUCUCAAUCGUAGGGGACGAGGUGUUCAGUUUCUCCGUCAGUCUGACUCCCAACGCCACCGAAGGCUCCGGGUACGCAGACACAUCCAAAACGGACGGACGGGUCAAGCUGAACGUGGGCUGCAUCCAAGUGGUCUACCUGCACAAGCUGGUCGUGGCCCUCCUGAACUUCACCAAUAACUUCCAAACGGCCAAAGCGGCGGUGACCGCGGCGACCGCUCAGGCGGCGGACAGGGCGGCGUCCAGCGUUCGAGACUUUGCUCAAAAAAGCUUCCGCCUGUCCACGGACGUCAACCUGAAAGCGCCUCUCGUCGUCGUCCCCCAGUCGUCCACCUCCUCCCUCGCGCUGGUGGUGGACUUGGGUUUAAUCACCGUCUCCAACGCCUUCUCCCUGCUCCCCGUUGAUGGAUGCUCCCUCCCGGCCGUGGUUGACAACAUGGACAUCCGGCUAACCCAGCUGAAACUGUCCAGGAACUGUUUGGACCCGACAUCGGGCGGACCCUCUCGCGAGCUCGUAGAACCCGUCAACCUGAACUUGCGGGUCAACAGGAACUUGGCCGCGUCCUGGUACAACAAGAUGGCUGCCGUCGAGGUGGACGGCGACCUCAAGCCGACGAAGAUGUCCCUGAGCCAGGACGAUCUGAAGGUGCUGCUGAAGAUUUUGACCGAGAACUUGGCAGAGGCUGACGGCCCGGAGCCAAGUGGGCCGAGACCAGGAACCAGUCCGCAGCCUCCAGCGCCCGCGGGGCCUCAGACAGGUGGCACCGAGAAGCAGGUGAACUUGGAUCAAGAGCGGGAGGAAAUUCUGGAGUCCGUCAAGUUCAACUUUAGUAUUGAGUCUCUCGGAUUGGUUCUGUACGAGGAUGAAGCCGUAAAGUCUCCUGACCAGAAGAGCCAGGAGAACCUGUGUCUGGGCGAGUUCGCCCUCCACCUCCUUAAGGCAUCCGGCAAGAUCUGGAACAACGGCAACAUGGAGUUAGGCACCAUCUUGACCAACUGCACUCUGGACGACCGGAGGACGGGAGUGGACCGGGUCACUUCGCGGAUGCUGAGCCGUCGAGACUCGCAGAGCUCCGAGGUGAUGAUCGACCUGACGUACCGGCAGAGCCCAAACGACCGUUCGGUGGUGGCCAUCCUGCAGAAACUGUCGGUGUGCGCCAGUGUGGACUUCUUGGUGGCCGUGGCCGACUUCUUCUUGCAGGCUUUACCUCGGCGUCCCCCCCAAAACACUGGCGGAGUGCCAAGUGGCAGGACGGCCUUCCGACAAACGGCAGAACAGAGGCCCGGGGCCGAGACAGCGCGGCCGAUCAGGACCAGCGUGCGUGGGCUGGUCGUGGACCCGGAGGUGGUCUUCGUGGCCGGUCUGACGAAGGCCGACGCUCCGUCUCUGCUGGUGUCCUUCCAGUGCGACUUGAGCCUGGAGGCGGAGGAGGACGGAGCCCAGACCCUGAAGGCCCAACUUCGGGCCCUCGAGGUCCUGGCCUGCCCUUUCAUUCACGACAAGGAGGACAGGGCCAUUACCACGGUUUUGAGACCCUGCUCUGUCGUCGUGGAAACCAAAAGAGGUCCCGGCCAACCGCUGAGCGGGUCCGUCACGGUGGAGGAGGUCAUCGUUAAGAUUUCUCCGUUCAUCCUCAACACGGUCAGCACCAUCACGGCAGCCAUGACGGCCAGGCGGCGGGACGGCGACCGGACCGAAGACCAGCUCGAGGACCUCAAAGACCUGUGGAUCACCAAGAAGGUCCGCACCUGUAACUACUGGUUCCUGGGCGUGGACCAGGCCAGCGAGGUCACCGAGAACUUCAGGGACCAGGAGGACCUGAACGUAGGCCAGAACUUUGCCGCCCAAGUCAAAGUGAUACAGGUGACCCUGGAGUCCGGCGUGGGUCACCGUACGGUGCCCCUGCUUUUGGCGGAGUCCUCCUUCAGCGGGUCGGCCCAGAACCGGUCCUCGCUCCUGCAGCUGAAAGCCAACGUGACUCUGGAGGUGAACUACUUCAACGAGAUCCACGCCGUGUGGGAGCCGCUGAUCGAGCGCGUGGACGCCGGCGCCCGGCGGUGGAGCCUCCAGCUGGAGAUGAAGAACAAUCCGGCCCAGGACAAGAGCCCGGUCCACGGGGACGACUUUGUGACGGUGCCGGAAGCGCGCACGGCCGUCAACAUCAGCUCCGGCGACGCCCUCAACGUCACCGUGUCGCGCUGCGGCCUCGACGUCUUGGCCGACCUCGCCAAGGCCUUCUCGGAGGGCUCCACGUCCGCCUUCGACACGUCGGCGAAGGAGAAGGCUCCGUUCACCGUCUUCAACGCUCUGGGCGUGCCGCUCUCGGUGCAGCACAGCGCCAACUUGAGGCCGGCGGGGGCGCCGCAGCGGGGGAGGCCGCUGGAGCUGCCGCCCCGGCGCGCCCUGGACCUGGAACACUCCGCGUUCGAAGCCUCCUCUCGGGGAAGGCUGUCGGCUCUGCAGCGCCAGGAGAGCUCCUUGUUCCACCUCAGCAUCGUGCCGUCGGGCUACAGCGAGAUAGCCGACGUCCCCGUGGACAAGCCGGGCCGGCGUUUGUACAACGUCCGCGGGCCCUCGCUGCAGGAGUCGGUGUCGGUCCUGAUCCAGAUCGACGCCGCCGACGGCAACAAGCUGGUCACCGUCCGCUCCCCCCUGCAGAUCCGGAACCACUUUUCCGUGCCGUUCAGCGUCCUCAAGUUCUGCCCGUCGAGCCGCAGCCUGCAGCCCAUCGGGCUCGCCCACCCCGAGAAGGAAUUCCACAUCCCGCUGGAUGCGUACAGGCUCCAGCUGUACGUCCGUCCGGCUUCCGGCCCGUCGUCCGAGUACGGUCCGUCGUCCACGUGCGUGUCCUGGAAGGAGGAGGUGCACCGCAGCUCGGAGGUGCGCUCGCUGCUGCAGUGCCCCCCGCUGGAGGGCGGCGGCGGCGUGCUCCCCCUGAUGGUCGGCACGCUCGCCGCGCCCGACGCCCUGGACCACAUCGCCGGUGGCGGGGAGGACGACUGGGACCCGGCCUACGUCCUCCACCUGCGCCCCGUGGCCACGCUGAGGAACCUGCUGCCGUACACGCUCGGGUACAUGAUGGAGAGUUGCGGCGAUUCGUACCAGCUGCCCGAAGGGAGCUCGUCGGACCUGCUGAACGCUCGCGUGUCUGGCGAGGUGCUGUCUCUGGUUCUGCUGCGGUACCAGGGCCGCGACUGGCACGGGCACCUGCGGCUGGACCGCGACAUGCCCGAGUUCCUGGCCGUGUGCCUGACGUGCGACUCGGACGCCGCCCUGACUUUGGACCUCGGCGUCCACGUCUCGACGGCGCCGGGGCAGCUCCUGUUGUCCGUCUUCAGCCCCUUUUGGAUCAUCAACAAGACCCGCCGGGUCCUCCGGUACCGGGCCGAAGACGUCAGCGUCAAACAUCCUUCGGACGUCAGGGACAUCGUCCUCUUCUCCUUUCGUCGGAAGAACCUCCUGAGCAAGAACAAGCUCCAGCUGCGCGUGUCCACCAGCUCCUGGUCGGACGGCUUCUCCCUGGACACGGUGGGAAGUUACGGCUGCGUCCGUUGCCCCGGCAGCAAGGACGCCGACUUCCUGGUGGGCGUGAGCAUCCGCAUGAGCAGCUUCAACCUCACCAAGAUGGUCAGCUUGACUCCUUUCUACACGCUGGUCAACAAAUCGUCCUUCGAGCUGGAGGUCGGCGAACCCGCCGGCGCGGCCACCAGGUGGCACUACAUCCCCUCGGCCGAGUGUCUUCCUCUGUGGCCCGAGAGCAGUUCGGGAAAGUUGUGCGUGCGCGCAGUGGGCGGCGAGCGGGCGUCCGAGUUCUUCUUCUUCAACCGGCAGGACAACGGCACCCUGCUGGGCCUGGACGCGUGCGGGGGGAUCGUGGUGGACGUCAACGUGUCGGAGCACUCGUGCGUGGUCGGCUUCGGCGACUACUACGAGGGGGCGGCCCCCGCCCUCCUGGUCAACCACACGCCCUGGGUGGACAUCAGCUACAAGCAGAGCGGUUGUGCCGCCGUCCACCGGCUGAGACCCGGCGAGGCUCGACGCUUCGCCUGGGACGAUCCCGCCGGGCUUCGGAGGCUCGCCUGGACCUGCGCGGAGCAUUCCGGAGAGACCGACCUUCUCAAGGACGAGUUGGGUCAGUUUUCGUACGACGGCCUUUCUGAGGUCCACUGGGUGUCCUUCCUGGACGGCCGUCAGCGCGUCCUGAUCUUCACCGAAGAUGUCGCCGUGGUGACCAAAGCCCGCCAGGCCGAGGAACUGGAGCAGUUCCAGCAGGAAAUCCAGGUCUCCCUCCAGAACCUGGGACUCUCCCUGGUCGAUAACGCCAGCCGCCAGGAAGUCGCCUACGUCGGCGUUCCCAGUUCUGGCGUGGUCUGGGAGAUGAAGCGCAAGAACCGCUGGAAGCCGUUCAGUCAGAAGCACAUCAACUUGUUGGAAAAGUCCUACCAGAGCCUUCAGAGCGGCGAGUCGGAGGCCGCGUGGACCAAAGUGGACGCCGACCUGGAGGUCAACCUGAGCGCCGCCGUCAUGACGAUGCGGCGGCCCUUUUCCUGCCCGCUCCGGAGGAACUUCCUGUCGGGCAUCCAGGUCGAGUUUAAACGAUCCCGGCACCAGCGGAGUCUGAGGGCCCGGCUGCAUUGGCUGCAGGUGGACAACCAGCUUCCGGGCGCCAUCUUCCCCAUCGCCUUCCACCCGGUUCCUCCUCCCAAGUCCGUCGCUCUGGACUCAGAGCCCAAACCCUUCAUCGACGUGUCCGUCAUCACGCGCUUCAACCAACACAGCAGCGUCACGCAGUUCAAGUACUUCAUGGCGUUGGUCCAGGAAAUGGCGGUGAAGAUCGAUCAAGGCUUCCUGUCGGCCAUCUUGGCUCUGUUGGCGCCCGCUGGCGCCCGUCAGGCCGAGGGACAGAGGAGUCACCUGAUCCAAAAGGACGUUGCGCUUCUGCAGGCCGAACUGAUGGAAAGUUCUCUGAGCGACGCGUCGGGACUCAGCUUCUUUGAGCACUUCCACAUCUCCCCCAUCAAGCUCCACCUGAGUUUGUCGCUGGGCUCCGGCGACGAGGGCUCGGCCCGGGACUCCGCCCCCGCCGUGCAGUCGCUCAACUUGCUCCUGAAGAGCAUCGGCGCCACGCUGACCGACGUGGACGACCUCGUCUUCAGGCUGGCCUACUUCGAGGUCUCGUACCGGUUUUACCGCAGGGAGAAGCUGACGCGGGCGGUGGCGCGACACUACAGCGAGCAGUUCUUGAAGCAGCUGUACGUCCUGGUUCUGGGUCUGGAUGUGCUGGGAAACCCGUUUGGACUGAUCCGAGGUCUGUCCGAGGGCGUGGAGGCCUUCUUUUACGAGCCUUUCCAGGGGGCGGUCCGAGGUCCCGAGGAGUUUGCUGAAGGUUUUGUGAUCGGCGUGCGGAGCCUCCUGGGUCACACAGUUGGCGGCGCCGCCGGCGUGGUGUCCAGAAUUACGGGCUCGGUGGGCAAAGGCCUGGCGGCCAUCACCAUGGACAAAGAGUACCAGCAGAAACGCAGAGAGGAGAUGAACAGAACCCCCAGAGACUUUGGGGGGAGUUUGGCCAAGGGCGGGAAAGGACUACUCAAGGGCGUCGUCAGCGGCGUGACCGGCAUCGUCACCAAGCCGGUGGAAGGGGCCAAGAAGGAGGGCACGGCGGGCUUCUUCAAGGGCGUCGGCAAGGGUCUGGUGGGCGCGGUGGCCCGGCCCACGGGCGGCAUCGUCGACAUGGCCAGCAGCGCCUUCCAGGGCAUCCAGAGAGCGGCAGAAUCCACGGAGGACGUGAGUAAGCUUCGCCCGGUCCGACUGAUCCGAGAGGACGGAAUCGUCCGACCCUACGACCUCAACGAGUCGCAAGGCUUUGACCUUUUCCAGCGUUGCGAGCUCAAGCGGCUCGAAGGCGAAGUCUUCCGAGAUCAGUGUCCUUACCCCGGCCGCAGAAAGACCAACAUCGUCGUCACGAACAGGCGGGUGGUGUGCGUCAAGGAGAUGGAUUUCGUGGGCCACUUCAGCAAAGACUGGGAGUGUUUGUUUGAAAACUUCUACUGCGCUCCCAACGUCAGCGGAACGCGACUCAACAUCUACUGCAAGGAGCAUCACGUCUUGAAGCUUCCAAAAAAAGACGCCGAGCAGUCGACGCGAAGUAUCGAGCUGAGAGAUGAAACCACGGCGCAGAGGAUGCUGCUGGCCGUCUCGGACGCGCACGCGGCCCACCGCCAUCGUCGCAUGAGCACGCAAAAGUCUCAGCGCUUCCUCAAGGCCGGCGGACGGCCGUGACCCGGCUUCCUGCCCCCGUCGGCUCGGUCUCGUCGGCAUCUUUUUUUUCUCCUCCUCAUUGACAGUUUUUAUGCGAUUGAGAUCAAAUUCAAAUUGUUGUCCACUUUUCUUCAUUUCGGGCUGAAAUAAAAACAAAAGAAUGA